CAGCGAGUACUUCUUCGGAAACCACCACAAGUGUCAUAUUUGGUGGGUUAGAAAGCUCUCAGCCGUCGCGACGUGUGGCGUUCUGGGCGCUUCCUUGGAUUAUAUUUUUUAUUAAUUUUUAUGUACACGUUUUGGCUUUUAGAUUAUUUUUCUCGGGUUAUUUAGGCUUUUAGUUUUUCUCCAUUUUUCUUAGGUUUUGGACAAAAAAUCAAUUUCGUAUUUUUAAAUAUUUUUGCAUGGAUUUUUUUCUUCCGCGACAGGCACAGAUUUGCUUCCGCGAGAGGCGGAAAAAUGCGUGUCAUUCCACGAGAGGUAUAGAUAUACUUUUGGUGAAGGUACGAUUCGCUUCCACGAGAGAUAUAGUCACGCCUAUCAGGAAAUGAAAAAAAAACGAGUUCACACUUCAAAUUCAAAAUGGGAUGGCUCACUACGGAGGUACUAUAUGACUUGGUUAAGAAAGUAUGAGCGCGGCAACCCCGGAGCAAUACACCCAUUCAACAAUGGGAUUAUAUAAUUCGCUCCUUACAAUGAUUCAUUCCUCGAUGGGCUAAACACACACUCGGUAUUUAAAAAUGAGGUUGUCAAUCUUGGUCGUCAAUCUUUAUAAGACUGUGGAGGUGAGGCAAUAUGCCAUUGAGAUUGAGCAAACAACCCUCUAAAUGAGCAUAUUACCCUCCUUUUAUGUGAGGAAGAGAUCAAAUAGUACCGACGACUCGAAGGGUCGAUUCCUAGUUCAAACAGGUGACAAUAUGAAAUACGUUCGACCAAUAAACAAUGAACAAUAGAAUCUUUUCGUUAAAGUUUAUUAGGAUACGAUGCGUUACAUGUGCACGCUUACUAGUCACCAAUAAACAAUGGUCCUUUUUUCAAGAAGAAAAUUAACGGCGAGUGAAUAUAUUAAUGUUUUAAAAAAGAAAAUGGUUGAUGACUCUAGUACUUCAAUUAGCUUAAAAUUUCUAUACUCUUUCUUCUUGAGAGUUCUCAGAGGCCUUUUUUUCAUGUAGUCUGUUUUUUUUUUCUUUUAAAAGCAGUACGCACAAACGACAUCCUAUCGCUACGAGCACCUCCUAAAAACGAAGCCGGAAUAUCAACUUGAAAUUUACAAAGUCAUCGUGGGUACCUCGUCGUCGACGGUAACACAUCUUCUCUCACUGAAUGUGCAUCACCGAAAAUACUGAAAUAAAUCUAGAAAUAAAUGCAAGCACGAGAGGACUUGAACUCUUAUGGGCCAUGUCCCUUUAACCAUCCAACCAUAGCAGGUUCCCGAAUUUCUCAAUUCCUUUUUUCUUGCCCGUUGAUGCGCAAAAUGAAAACCAAAGUAGAUAAAUGCGGUCAUCAUCCGUUCCUGCAUGCAUGGAUAUCCGAUCCAACCCGCAAGAAACUCGUCAUUAUCCAUGAGAGAUGGAUCGAUCAGUUAGCUCCAACAACUAAUCAUCAUUAUCUAUCUAACCGGCCGCAACUAUAAAUACGCACCAUUCCGCAUCAAUCCCACAUUCUGCAGAUCGAUCUUUCUCCUCCUCUACCAGUCCCACGUCCGUAGCACAACCUCGGUCGUACGUCUUGACAAGCAUGGUGCAGCGCACUUCCAACGCCGAGGUCAUGUCGAUGGACCUGUCGCCAAAGAAGCCGGCCAAGGCCUACGGCAGCGACGGCGGCGCGUACUAUGACUGGUCGCCGGCCGACCUGCCCAUGCUCGGCGCGGCCUCCAUCGGCGCCGCCAAGCUGCACCUGUCCGCCGGCGGGCUCGCCCUCCCCAGCUACUCCGACUCUGCCAAGAUCGCCUACGUGCUCCAAGGUGCCGGCGCCUGCGGCCUCGUGCUCCCGGAGGCGGCCAGCGAGAAGGUGAUCCCCGUCAAGGAGGGCGACACGCUGGCGCUUCCCUUCGGCGCCGUCACCUGGUGGCACAACGCAGAGGGCGCCUCUGCCGAGCUGGUCGUCCUCUUUCUCGGCGACACCUCCAAGGGUCACACCCCCGGCCGCUUCACCAACUUCCAGCUCACCGGCGCCACCGGCAUCUUCACGGGGUUCUCCACCGAGUUCGUCGCGCGCGCCUGGGACCUCGACCAGGACGCCGCCGCCAAGAUCGUGUCCACCCAGCCCGGCUCGGGCAUCGUGAAGAUCGCCGCGGGGCACCGGAUGCCGGAGCCUCGCCCCGACGACCGCCAGGGCGUGGUGGUCAACUGCCUAGAUGCGCCGCUGGACGUUGACAUCCCUGGCGGCGGACGCGUGGUGGUGCUCAACACGGCCAACCUGCCGCCGGUGAAGGAUGUUGGGCUGGGCUCUGACCUGGUCAGGAUCGACGGUCGUUCCAUGUGCUCGCCGGGAUUCUCCUGCGACUCGGCGUACCAGGUAACCUACAUAGUGCGCGGCGGCGGCCGCGUCCAGGUCGUCGGCAUCGACGGCACCCGUGUGCUGGAGACCCGGGCCGAGGCAGGAUGCCUCUUCAUCGUGCCCAGGUUCUUCGUCGUCUCCAAGAUCGCCGACGACACCGGCAUGGAGUGGUUCUCCAUCAUCACCACCCCAAACCCAAUCUUUAGCCACUUGGCUGGUAAGACGUCGGUGUGGAAGGCGAUAUCGCCGGCGGUGCUAGAGACGGCCUUCAACACCACUCCGGAGAUGGAGAAGUUGUUCCGCUCCAAGAGGCUCGACUCCGAGAUCUUCUUCGCUCCCAACUAAAUCAUGAACACAUCUGUCCAUCUUCGGCUUGGCAACACCUUAGAUUCUGCAUUACGGUUGCCAAGGGCUAGUUAAAUGGAAGUUUUCCGCGUUUGAUGGAUUAUGUAAUAAUAAGCUUUAGAUGAAUUUGUCACGCUGGUUAGUUUUUAUGCUGGUUAGUUUUACCAAACUCUUUGGGAUCACUUAAUGUUUGAUCAAUGCAAGUGCUGUAUCGAUUCCUACAGUAGUCAAUUUGUUAUUGUCGCGUGCGCGCACCCCCUGCUGUUUAGGUUUUAUCAAACUCUUUAAGAUCAGUUAAUGUUCGAUCAA
This is a messenger RNA of Hordeum vulgare subsp. vulgare (domesticated barley), 2985 nucleotides long. RefSeq names its product 11S globulin seed storage protein 2-like. The record is from RefSeq and is a predicted model, not a curated record. The transcript has 2 exons. Gene Ontology annotation, molecular function: nutrient reservoir activity. Lineage: Eukaryota; Viridiplantae; Streptophyta; Magnoliopsida; Poales; Poaceae. Bases 1570 to 2676 code for a protein of 368 amino acids.